AUGUCGUCGGAGGGCGGAGAGAGACGGCCGGCGAGAGUUGGAGGAGUGGCGGCGGAGAAGUUGGCGUGCCCACGUUGCGAUUCCACCAACACCAAAUUCUGCUACUACAACAACUACAAUCUCUGUCAGCCCCGCUACUUCUGCAAGUCCUGCCGCCGUUACUGGACCCGAGGCGGAGCCCUCCGGAACGUGCCCGUCGGCGGCGCCACCCGCAAUCCUUCCUCCAAAAAACGCUCUCGUACUGUCGGGUCGGGCCGACCAGCCCGGUCUCCGGCACCCAGGAUGGUUGGAAUUGGUGCCGGGUCGGGUCUCGAUGUGAAUCUGAACCGGGCAGGGUCGGAGCCGGAGACUGGGAGUUUGGGCCCGGUGGGAAGCGGCGGCGUUGAGUUUGCCCCGUUGGGUGAGUACGGGCUCGGGCUAGAACCGAGCGGGCUGCAUGAUGAGUUCGGGCUCGGGCUCGGGCUCUGCGACUGGCCCGCCGAACCAGUCACCGGAGGCAAUGGCGGUGAAGCUACAAACGUCGACGGAGGCGUGGCUGCCACGAGCUGGAACAACGACGACGCGUGGCAGAUUGAUGAUUGGCCGGAGCUCUCCAUUUCUGCACCGGGGGUGAAACCUUGA
Ipomoea triloba (trilobed morning glory) is the source of this 621-nucleotide messenger RNA. RefSeq names its product dof zinc finger protein DOF1.6-like. Gene Ontology annotation, molecular function: DNA binding; DNA-binding transcription factor activity. Lineage: Eukaryota; Viridiplantae; Streptophyta; Magnoliopsida; Solanales; Convolvulaceae. Gene Ontology annotation, biological process: regulation of DNA-templated transcription. The transcript has a single exon. The record is from RefSeq and is a predicted model, not a curated record. Bases 1 to 621 code for a protein of 206 amino acids.